This is a messenger RNA of Sporothrix brasiliensis 5110, 1512 nucleotides long. RefSeq names its product c6 zinc finger domain containing protein. The transcript is spliced from 3 exons. NCBI's taxonomy places the organism in Eukaryota, Fungi, Ascomycota, Sordariomycetes, Ophiostomatales, Ophiostomataceae. The record is from RefSeq and is a predicted model, not a curated record. Bases 1 to 1512 code for a protein of 503 amino acids.
AUGCAGAACGGAAUACCAACGCCGCCGUAUGACGAGCAGAGUCAGAAGCUGCUGCAAACUCAGCAGCAGAAGCAGCAGCAGCAGCAACAGCCACGCCCUGUCUCACGCAAAAGCUCAAAUUCCGCAUCACCACCGUCGACCGUCCCGUCAUCACGGGCAGCCAAGAGCGGCAACGGCAGCGGCAGCAAUGCCACGGCCAGCCAUGCCCACGGCACGACAACGCACCAGCAUCACCACAACAGCCACCGUGCUUCCAAGCGGUCGGCAAUGUCUCUGCAGCAGCUGCUGCUGCUGCGGCCGCCCACUCCCAUGGCUCGCCGCAUCACGACGGCGAUGGCCGCCACAAGCGUAUACGCAGAGGUCUUGGAGAACACGCAAUUCGCACUAGUCGCAACGGUGCACAAGCUGUACGCCAUGGUUCGUGCGGCGAACGCAUGGGAGCUUGGCGAGCCGGAGCUCAACGAACGCGGCCAGCCCGUCAUCCACAGCAUCGCCUCGAAGCUGGGCUGCAUCCGCCCGAACAACGACCCCGACCUGCCCAUGGGUUCGUCCGUCUUCCCCGAAAACGAGCAGGACCUUGCCGAACUCGCCUCGCAGCUCGACGACCACCAGAAGAAGCGCGAGGCUGAGCAGGCCGCGACAGCUGCCGCUGCUCAGGCCGAGAGCCAACAGAGCGAGACGACGACAACGGCCGCGACGGCCAUCCCGAUUCCCACCAUGUCGACGUCGACGCCGACGACCACGGGCAUUCUUGCGAGCAACAACAACACCGCUGCAGCCAGCACGAGCGCCCUCGACUUUAGCCUCGGCGCCCGCUUUGACCGUGCAAGCUCUUCCGAAGACUUUGACGCCUUCUCCGACAUGGACGACUACCGCAAGAACGUCUUUGGCAGCGGAAACGGAAACGGAAACGGCAACGGCAGCAGCGUGAACAGCGCCAGCACGACCAUGUCGCCCCGGAGCCUCAGCUUCAACGACUUUGACGUUGGCUCGAACCAGUCCGACGGUUUUGCCGCCCCCUCGCCCACCAUGCCGACGACGACCCAGUACACCAACUGGAUGACGCAAACAGCGCCCAUUGAUACGCCAAACCAGGCUGCGGCAGCUCAGCAGUCCCAGCAGUUGCUGCAGCUGCAACAAUUGCAACAGCAGCAACAACAACAGCGGCGACUGCAGAAGCAGCAGCUGCAGCAGCAGAAGCAGCUCCUCCAACAGCAACAGCAGCUCCGGCAGCAGCAGCAACAACAACAGCAGCAGCAGCAGCAGCAGCAGCAGCAGCAUACCUAUAAGCAUACGCCUCUCGCCCUCUCCAUCCCGACGACAAUGGCGACGUCUUCGAUGCCCAUGAUUAGCGGAACGACGCCUUUUUACACGUCGGAGAUGCUGCGGCAGGGCCUGCUCGAGUCCAAUUUUGGCGCUAUGAAGCCGCAUGUUAUUGACACGCCGGAGCUGAUGCUCGGUAUGGGCGACCCCAUGAUUUACGCGGGCGACUACGACGACAACAUGAUGUAG